AUGCCCGUCGUAAAUGUCGAGGAUCUGGUCCGUCUUCAACGGAAACCCGAUGACAUACGGAAUAUAUGUAUCUUAGCUCACGUUGAUCAUGGCAAAACAUCUCUAACCGAUAGCCUUAUCGCCACUAAUGGCAUCAUCUCACCAAAGCUGGCGGGCAAGAUCCGCUAUCUGGAUUCUCGUCCAGAUGAACAGCUUCGAGGUAUUACCAUGGAGUCGUCGGCGAUCUCUUUGUUCUUUUCGAUGAUGCGUCGUCCUGCUCCCGACGCUGCUCCGGUAGCCAAAGAGUACUUGAUCAACCUUAUCGACUCCCCGGGACAUAUCGACUUCAGCAGCGAGGUCUCAACAGCUUCUCGUCUGUGUGAUGGGGCCAUUGUCCUAGUCGAUGCUGUAGAGGGUGUGUGCAGUCAGACAGUCACUGUACUGCGCCAGAGCUGGGUCGAGCAGUUGAAACCAAUUCUGGUUAUAAAUAAGAUCGACAGACUGGUUACUGAAUUAAAGAUGAGCCCCAGCGAGGCUUACUCGCAUAUGAGCAAGCUGUUGGAGCAGGUCAAUGCAGUCAUCGGUAGCUUCUACCAAGGUGAGCGAAUGGAGGAAGAUCUCCAGUGGCGAGAGCGCAUGGAAGAACGCGCCAAUGCGGCGGCCGAGAAAGAUCGCACCAAGAAGCAAACGCACGAUGAUGAAUCCACCAGUGCAGAUGCUGCUGAAUAUGUAGAGCGAGAUGAUGAGGACCUUUACUUUGCCCCUGAGAAGAACAAUGUCAUCUUUUGCAGUGCUGUGGACGGGUGGGCCUUCACCAUCCGCCAAUUCGCCGCUAUUUACGAAAAGAAGCUCGGGAUCAAGCGUGCAAUUCUUGAGAAAGUCCUUUGGGGAGACUACUACUUGGACCCCAAGACAAAGCGAGUUCUGGGCCAAAAACAUCUUAAAGGACGAGCUUUGAAGCCGAUGUUCGUUCAAUUGGUUUUAGACAGUAUCUGGGCUGCAUACGAAGCUACCACGGGUGGAGGUAAAGGAAAAGGUGACCCUGCUCUAUUGGAGAAAAUUACAAAAUCUCUGAAUAUCAACAUCCCGGCAUAUAUUCUACGAUCUCGGGAUCCGAGGAAUAUAAUGACAACACUAUUCUCUAUGUGGCUCCCUCUUUCAACUGCAGUGCUCGUGUCUGUUAUUGAAUAUCUUCCUAGUCCCCGAGCUGCCCAAGAAGCCCGGUUACCGGCCUUGAUUGAAGAGUCACCUGGCUCAGACUUUGUGGAUAAAAAAGUGAAAGAUGCAAUGAUCAAUUUCAAGACGGGGUCGGAUGAACCUGUGGUAGCAUAUGUCAGCAAGAUGGUUGCCAUUCCGGAAAGUGAACUGUCGUCAAGCAAAAAACGUUCCGGUGCGACCAUGUCGGCGGAUGAGGCCCGAGAGAUUGCUCGGAAAAAGAGAGAGGAAAUAGCCAAAAUGCAAGCGGAGGCCAACGGUGAACAGCAGGACGACGGCUAUGCGCGAAUCACUUCUGCCUUUGAAAAUGUUACCAUAGACGACAAUAACCAAGCGCCGGAAGAGGACGAAAAGGAAGACCCAGAGCACCUGAUAGGUUUUGCACGACUAUAUUCAGGAACCCUUUCAGUGGGUGAUUCUGUCUACGUCCUCGCCCCGAAGUUCUCACCGGAAAACCCGAACGCGUCUCCCGUGCCACAGAAGGUGACUGUCACAGACCUGUAUCUUCUUAUGGGACGAAGUCUCGAGCCGCUCAAGUCUGUCCCCGCCGGUGUUAUCUUUGGCAUCGGAGGCCUUGCAGGCUAUGUGUUGAAGACCGGAACUUUGUGCUCACAGCUCGAGGGAAGCAUUAACCUGGCGGGUGUUUCCCUCAAUACUCCACCUAUCGUACGAGUCGCUCUUGAGCCAGCCAACCCUGCCGAUCUGGGCAAGAUGGUCACCGGUCUGCGACUCCUGGAACAAAGCGACCCAUGCGCGCAGUACGAUGUGCUCCCCAACGGUGAGCAUGUCAUCCUGACAGCCGGCGAACUGCAUCUCGAGCGUUGCUUAAAGGACCUUCGCGAACGUUUUGCCAAAUGUGACAUCCAGACAGGCGAAACCAUCGUACCAUACCGCGAAACCAUCGUCAGUGCACCGGAAAUGGCUGCACCGAAGAACCCAGAUUUGGGACGGGGAGGUGUUCUGGCAGUUUCAGCAUCGAAGCAGUUGUCUAUCCGGCUACGCGUUGUGCCUCUGCCUGAAGCCGUGACUGACUACUUUACUAAACAUGUCGGAACUAUCAAACGACUACAAUCUCAGCGGCACACAACAGCAGAGGACAAGGCAGCCAACGGAACCCCAGAGGGGACACAGCAGGUAGAGACGGGUGAUGCAACAGAUGAAGCCCGCGAAGGAAGUAUACUCUCUCUCAAGGACUUCAGGGACGAACUGAACAAGAUCUUCGACGAAGAAGUAAAAGAAGACAAGGAACUGUGGAAGGACGUCGUGGAUAGAAUCACUGCCUUCGGCCCAAGACGAGUGGGACCGAACAUCCUCGUCGAUGCCACCGCAGUCAACACGUGCGAGAAAUUUUUGCUGGAAGACCCCAAACAACAGCCCACGGUCAACACAGAAACCAGCAGCCGCGAAGCCCUGAUCGUGCGUGACUUCUGUGACAAGAUCACAUAUGCCUUCCAACUGGCAACCGGCCAGGGUCCUCUCUGUCAAGAGCCCAUGCAAGGAACGGCCGUCUUCUUAGAGGAGAUAGCUGUUAAUGCCAGCGAGGAAGAACUUGAUCUCGGUCGCCUGACGGGCGAGGCAAUCAGACUGGUCCGUGAGAGCAUUUCUCAGGGAUUCCUCGACUGGAGUCCUCGAAUCAUGCUCGCCAUGUACAGUUGUGAAAUUCAAGCAUCGACUGAAGUCCUCGGCCGUGUUUACGGUGUAAUCACCCGUCGUCGCGGUCGCAUCCUCUCCGAGACCAUGAAGGAAGGAACACCGUUCUUCACAAUCCUGGCCCUGCUCCCCGUUGCCGAAUCUUUCGGAUUCGCUGAGGAGAUUCGUAAGCGUACCUCCGGUGCAGCGCAGCCACAACUUAUUUUCGCGGGAUUCGAGGCCCUCGACGAAGACCCCUUCUGGGUUCCGGCUACCGAGGAAGAAUUGGAGGAUCUGGGUGAGUUAGCCGACAGGGAGAACGUGGCGAAGCGGUAUAUGGAUGCAGUGAGGACUCGAAAGGGACUGGUGGUCCAGGGAAGGAAAUUGAUUGAUGCGGAGAAGCAGAAGACGCUGAAGAAGUAA
This is a messenger RNA of Aspergillus nomiae NRRL 13137, 3246 nucleotides long. Its product is annotated as GTPase RIA1. The record is from RefSeq and is a predicted model, not a curated record. Bases 1 to 3246 code for a protein of 1081 amino acids. Lineage: Eukaryota; Fungi; Ascomycota; Eurotiomycetes; Eurotiales; Aspergillaceae. The transcript is spliced from 6 exons. Gene Ontology annotation, cellular component: cytosol; ribonucleoprotein complex. Gene Ontology annotation, molecular function: ribosome binding; GTP binding; GTPase activity. Gene Ontology annotation, biological process: cytosolic ribosome assembly.